Molecule: messenger RNA, 351 nt
Organism: Penicillium macrosclerotiorum
Lineage: Eukaryota; Fungi; Ascomycota; Eurotiomycetes; Eurotiales; Aspergillaceae
Exons: 1
Coding region: 1-351 (116 amino acids)
Source: RefSeq, a predicted model, not a curated record
AUGGCUCUGCGAAGGUCCAACACACAACCACCGUCAACCACAGCUACCGCAGCAGAUCUGUCGACAGCAGGCUCGCACGGAGGCCCAUCAGGGGGUAGUGGAUCGAGGGUAGGAGGGGGUCCUGAUGUUGGGAUGUUCAGCGCCGGGAGGCCUGGAAGCAAGACGGACCACCGGGUUAAGAAAUCUGGAAACGACCUGGGUGGAGAGCCGUGGAACUUGGUGGACAAACUGGGGGAGUUUCUGUCGAGGAUGCUGCAGGUGGAUGACGAGACCAGCUCGCGAUCUGGGUGGUCGAAGGCGAUUCACGUCGAUGGUCCAACAAGGAUGUUGGAAAGCGGUGAAAGGAAGUGA